Fusarium vanettenii 77-13-4 is the source of this 2781-nucleotide messenger RNA. RefSeq lists its product as uncharacterized. Gene Ontology annotation, biological process: DNA recombination; double-strand break repair via nonhomologous end joining; nucleotide-excision repair, DNA gap filling. The coding region runs from base 1 to 2781 and encodes 926 amino acids. The transcript is spliced from 6 exons. Gene Ontology annotation, molecular function: ATP binding; DNA ligase (ATP) activity; DNA binding. Lineage: Eukaryota; Fungi; Ascomycota; Sordariomycetes; Hypocreales; Nectriaceae. The record is from RefSeq and is a predicted model, not a curated record. Gene Ontology annotation, cellular component: DNA ligase IV complex.
AUGCCGCUUCCAUUCGCUUUGGUUUGCGACCUGCUUGAAGAGUCUCACGAAUUAUCGGUUGCCAAGAAGAGCAAUUUGAGUACCGUAGCAAAAUGGUUUGCACGGCACCGAAGCUGGAUCAACGCACACAAUACAAGUCUCGCGGCUUUGUUGUCUACCCUGCUUCCUGACAAAAGAACGGACAGAGUUUACUGCAUACAAACUGCUACCCUCGAGAAGAUUAUCGGCCGCGCGUUCUUCCUUGGGUCCUCUCGUAUUGCCGAACUGUCCCACUACCGGCAGCCGGGUCAAGGCAUUGACCUGGCUGAUUGCGUUUCGCGUAUUCUGAAUGCAACGCCAAGUCCGGGUUACAGCAAGGACAACCUUGUCACGGUCGAAGAGAUCGACAAAAUCCUUCAUUCUCUGGCAGCCAGGGCUAGCCUCACCCAAAGCAAUAGGGGUGAUCUCGAAUGGCUGUAUCGCCGACUGAGCUCAGUAGAAGCCAAGUGGUUUACACGGCUGGUGCUCAAAAACUACCAGCCGCUUGUCUUAGAUCCCCCUCUCAUUUAUCGACUAUGUGACCCGAUUCUUCCUUGUGUUUUGAAGAUUCAAGAUGACUUUUCCACGGCAAUCAACUCCGUCCAGGCCAUUCGAGGACGAUUGUUGCCGAAUGCCGCUCGCAAGACACCGCGGGAACAAAUUUUGAGUUCUGUGAAGCCUCAACUCGGUAUCAAAGUUGGACGACAGCCCUGGGUGAAAGGGCGUAGUAUCAAGAAUUGUCUUGACAUGGGUCAUGGGCGAAUGAGCGUGGAGGACAAGAUUGAUGGGGAGUUCUGUCAGAUUCAUAUCGAUCUGAGCAAAGGAGAGAAUUGCAUCCAGAUCUUUUCCAAAAGUGGCAAAGACAGCACUGAGGAUAGAGAGGCGCUUCAUGGGACUAUACUAGAAUCACUUCAGAUCGGGAAACCUGGCGCAAAGGUCACAAAAGCAUGCAUUUUAGAAGGGGAGUUGGUUGCAUUCGAUGAUUCGAUUCUCUCAAGCCUUAUCGCCUAUCGCAAAGGCUGGUCUGAACUAGUUCAGCGUCAAGUCAUUGACUUUGGCCAUAACCUCGGCGCCUCAAGUCUACGUAAAGCCUUUGCCCUCACAAUUUUGGCCCGAAAGGAAGGCCUGGUCCUGAAACCGGAUGAACCCUAUUUCGAUUUUGCAGACCAGCGUCGGAAGUUUUCGAGCUGCUGCAUCAAGCUCAAGAAGGAAUACAUCGGGAACUUUGGCGAUGUCGGUGAUUUCGCUGUUGUCGGUGCCCGGUAUGAUCCAGCCAAGGCAAUGGCUUAUCGAAUUUCCGGGUUGAAGUGGACUCACUUCUAUCUUGGUUGUCUCGACAAUAGGGAGGCAGUCAAGCAGUGGAACGCAAAGCCCGAGUUCACUAUUGUCAAUGUCGUGGAGUUGAAUGAGACAAUUUUGAGAGAGGUUGUUACUUACGCCAAUCCCCAAUCUGUGGUUGCCGAAGAGAAUGACCAACUCACUCUCAAGUUGGCUCCCGGGGUAGAGCAAGGCUCGCCUCUGACGUUUGUCUUCACAAAGCCUUUGGUGUUCGAUUUGAGGUGCUUCAGCUUUGACAAGGUGGGAAACACAAGUUUCUGGAGCCUUCGCUUCCCUUCAGUCACAAAGGUUCACUUUGAUCGGGAUUUUACCGACACAAUCUCCUUUGAGCAGUUGCAAACAAUGGCAAAGGAUGCAACCACGGCUGGUGAGCUUGAGGACAGCCAAGAGAACCUCCAGUGGGUCGCAAAGCUGGAGGGAGCUGAUCCGCGUGGCAUCGCUGUUGACGCUGUGAGCCAACUCACAGUAACAACAAUGCCAACGCCUUCGCCGCGGAAGUCAACGCAAAAUACAACAUCUUCAUGUUCUCCAACUUCUCCGUUGGUCACGAAAUUCCCUCUCUUACAAACGGGCCCAUCCCAUGCAAGAUCCGGACCACCACUUCGUCUGCCUGGAGUGCCACCUGCUACACCUCCUACAUCUGCUGCACAAGCUGCACUGGCUUCGUGGCCAGCAGAAGGUCCAACAAGGAACAAGCGUUUCUCUCCCACUUCCAUGCCUGCACCCCCGCCCAAACGCCAAAAGUCAGUGACCGAGAACGUGCAAGCAAGCACAUCCUCAAACAACGGCAGUUCCUCGCAGCCUCGCAAACCUCUCACAAAUAUAAAUGGCAACUCCCAUGGCGCCAUUUCUUCCUCCUGUUCUGUACAUCAGAACAGGCUUGGAAAAGAAGUACCCGAGGUCAUCGACCUCACGUUGUCUCAAGGGACACCCUCCAUCACGAAGCUUCCUGCCUUGCAGACUGCUCAGUGCUCACCGCCGGCAGAUGGUGUAACAGCUACAACAAUAGACACAUGUCGCUUUGCUGGUACCAAGUGUCAUAUGGCAGGGACACGGAUUCUAAUAUCACCGGGGCUUUUUGACAACUGCAAAGAAGCCAAGGCCCUGUUCGAUGAUCAUGGGAUCUAUGGCACUGUUAUGAAUGUCGAUAAAUGGCUCGAAUCAGAGAAAGCAUGUGAGAAUCAUCAGACCCCGGUCAAGACUUAUUUGCUGGUCGACAGUGGACGUCACGAUGAGACCAAAGCCCUGCUUAAAAAGAUCGAGGAGAUACGAGGGGCCAUUUCCGAUCGCACCCGCAUAUGGAUCGACGUCCAUGACUGGCGCAUGCUGAAAUAUGUUACGAUCAAGGAAGAUGACAAUGUCACGCCAAAGUAUUAUGACGGGUGGCAUGAUCCGUGGAGGCGGUGGUACAUCGGGAUUGUUUGA